Messenger RNA from Chroicocephalus ridibundus (black-headed gull), 2325 nucleotides. RefSeq names its product tubulin tyrosine ligase like 12 (gene TTLL12). Gene Ontology annotation, biological process: protein modification process. The record is from RefSeq and is a predicted model, not a curated record. The coding region runs from base 76 to 1959 and encodes 627 amino acids. NCBI's taxonomy places the organism in Eukaryota, Metazoa, Chordata, Aves, Charadriiformes, Laridae. The transcript is spliced from 14 exons. Gene Ontology annotation, cellular component: cytoplasm.
UCAGGGACCGCCCCCCGCCUGCCAUGCUCCGGUCCGCGGUGGGGCGGGCAGCGGCAGCGUCGGCGGCGCCCGGCCAUGUCGGAAGACGGCGAGGAAGAUCUGGCGGCCUUCGUGGCCCUGCACGGGGCCGCCCUCCGCGCCUCGGGGGUGCCGGCGCGCUACUGGGAGAGCCUGUGCCGCAAACUGCGUGGAGAGGUAUUUGAUGCUGGUGACUACUUUGGAAUAAUGCAAGUAGAAGAGGUGGAUGAGGAGGAAGAAGGUGAUGAAGAAAUGGAAGAAGAAUUAAAAAAGAAACCAAAUCCUGGAAAUGAACCUUGUUUCAAAGUUAUCGUAACAAAUGAGAAUGGGCUUCAAGCCUCCAAUCCAAAUAGCAUUUUCCUCAUCGACCACGCCUGGACGUACCGUGUUGAACAUGCCCGCCAGCAGCUGCUUCAUGUACCUGGCUUGCUGCACAGGAUGACAAAUCUCAUGGGAAUCGACUUUCACGGAGAGAUCCCAGAUGAGGGCAGUAUUGAGCAAGUGUUGCGCGAAAUGUGGAAAUACAAUCAGACCUACCAGCUUUCUCAAGGGACUGCAGAGGAGAAGGUUCCUGUCUGGUACAUUAUGGAUGAAUUUGGAUCACGCAUUCAGCAUUCAGAUCAGCCUAGUUUUGCAACAGCACCUCUGUUUUAUAUGCCUCAACAAAUUGCUUACACUGUUCUCUGGCCUUUGAGAGACCUUGAAACUGGUGAUGAAGUGACUCGUGAUUAUGCUUAUGGGGAGACAGAUCGCUUGAUCAGGAAGUGUGUUUUGUUGCCAUGGGUGCCUACUGAAGUGUUGGAUGUCAACUGUUUUACACCAGAGCCAUCAGAUGAGCAUUACCAGGCUAUUUUAGCAGAAAACAAGGAAAAACUGCCUGUAGCGAUAAAUCCACCAGUUUAUGACAAAGACAAAGUUUUCAAGGUUUUCACAGACAUUCAGCAAGUCCUAAACAACCUGACACAUCCCCGUUUUGUAUUCACAGACAACGAGGGAGAAGCAGACAUCCUCUACAACUUCUCACACUUCAAAGACUACAGGAAGCUAAGUGAGGAAAGGCCUGAGGUAAUGCUGAAUCAGUUCCCGUGUGAGAACCUCCUGACUGUCAAAGACUGCCUGGCAUCCAUUUCUAGACGAGCUGGAGGACCAGAUGGGCCAAGAUGGUUGCCUCGUACUUUUAACCUCCAAACAGAAUUGCCUCAGUUCAUCAGCUACUUUCAGCAACGUGACAGAAGAGGAGAAGACAAUCACUGGAUAUGCAAACCAUGGAACCUGGCCCGAAGCCUGGACACCCACAUCACCAACAGCCUUAACAAUAUCAUCAGGCAUAGGGAAAGCAGCCCAAAGGUAGUGUGCAAAUAUAUUGAGAAUCCAGUCUUGUUUCACCGCGAAGACGUGGGGAUGGUUAAAUUUGACAUCCGUUAUGUUGUAUUGCUGCGGUCCAUAAAACCACUCAAGCUGUACAUCUAUGAUGUAUUCUGGCUGCGCUUUUCAAAUCGGGCAUUUUCACUUGAUGACUUGGAUGACUAUGAGAAGCAUUUCACAGUCAUGAAUUACGCUCCUGGCGUAACAUUAAAACAGGUACACUGUGAAGAAUUUAUUCCUCUCUUUGAAAAACAAUAUCCUGAAUACCCUUGGACAACAGUACAAGCAAAUAUUUUUAAGGCAUUUGCUGAAUUGUUCCAAGUUGCUUCAGCUAAACCUGCGCCUCUUGGCAUCUGCGAUUAUCCAUCAUCAAGAGCAAUAUAUGCCGUUGACUUGAUGCUUAAAUGGGACACCAGCAGAGAUGGAAAAAGAAUUAUGCAGCCUCAGAUCCUGGAGGUGAACUUUAAUCCUGACUGUGACAGAGCCUGCAAAUACCACCCUACCUUUUUUAAUGAUGUCUUCAGCACCCUAUUUCUGGAUGAAACAGACAGCUGCCACGUGACGUGCAUUGUCUAGCCACAGGAGGCUUGACUCUAUUAAUUUCCUUCCCAGAUAUGCUUAACAGCAAGAUUUAUAUUUCAGUUCUAUGAGCUGCCGAUGCAACUAUUUUCCUAUACUGGCAACCCAGGAAAAAAAAUUUAUAUUAGAAAAAUAUGCAUAUACUGUAUUGAUAAUCAUUUUGUCUGCAUUUUUCUUGUCUUGCUUUGUUCUAUAAAUCAUUGUUUUGUGUUGACCAAAUGUCUUGUUUAUUGAAUAUGGGAGACCUCAAAAUAGGACAGUAACUGGAGCAAUUGACUUGUUUUUCAGGUAGCCUGAUUGCUUGCUUGCUGGGAAACACUGCACAAGUUCCCCAUGUCAACAUUAAAACUGUACUUUACUGAA